GCAGCCAAUCAGCAGGUACGGCGGCGGCGGCGGCGAGUCUCGGCGGAUCCCGGGCGCUGAGUUAAGAAAAUGAGGCAGAAGGAAGUGUUAACCAAGACCUUCCAAGGCCCAGCCAUUGUCUGUAGGACUCCGACCAGCCACGUUUACAUGUUUGAGAACGGUGGUGGGGACUCAGGGGACUCCUCUGAGGAAGAGUCCCACCGCGUGGCUCUGCGGCCCCGGGGCAAGGAGCGCCAGAAGAAGGGUGCCCCCCACCCUCACCAGCCAGGAGCAGGGGACGUGGUGCUGCUUCAGCGGGAACUGGCCCAGGAGGACAGCCUCAACAAGCUCGCUCUUCAGUAUGGCUGCAAAGUCGCAGAUAUCAAGAAAGUCAACAACUUCAUCAGAGAACAAGAUUUAUAUGCUUUGAAAUCUAUUAAGAUCCCAGUGAAAAAUCAUGGGAUCCUAACAGAGACCCACAAAGAACUCAGACCCAUCCCAAGCCCAUCCUCAGAGACUAGAGUGACCUUCGAGGAGCUGCCAGACCCAGACAGGGCAGCUGUAGGCGCCAGUGCCCUGUCCAGCCCACUGACGGAUUUCUUUAAGGGCAUUGACCAGAAUAUUGAGCGCGCCGUGCAGUCAGAAAUCUUUUUAAAUGAAAGUUGCUGUGGAGAGACCUCCAGUCAGCCGCUGCUUCCAGCGCCUCCGAAGACCCCAACAAACGGUGCAGACUGUGGGAUUCAGUGGUGGAAUGCUGUUUUUAUCAUGCUUCUAAUUGGGAUUGUUUUACCAGUGUUUUAUUUGGUCUAUUUUAAAAUACAGGCUACUGGCGAGAUCCCCAGCGGCUUGAACACAACCACUGUCCCCAACGGCUCGAUGACCGUGAGUGCAGUUCCAGGGCAAGCCCCCAGAGUAGCCGUCCCAGUGCCAACCAUCCCCUUUUCAGACAGCCAGUUCAGUCAGACCACCCGGGCAGGGAACUAGCCAUCGUUGUUCCUAAAGAGUCCGGCCAGUGUCAGCAUUUGACCUCCUAACAUGCAUCACCUGCCAUCGGCCAGAGCCUUGGGUGCCGCAUUUCCUUUUCUGUGACAUACGGACACGUUUCAGAAAACACCAUUGUGUUCUCAGUAACACUCACCUUGGGGAGUAGGCUUGCCUAACCCAAGGCUGUGGGAGCCAAAACACCAGCACCCUCAGCCUCCUACAUCCAGAAGUUAACAGCAAGAGAAACAUUUUCACGUGGCAGGUGCCACUUCUUGAAGGUAUGUUGUGGACUGGCACUGUGUGGGCCCUCAAGUUGGAUGUGUUCGGAAGUUGAAGAGCGGCCUUGGACCUUCAGUGUGGGAGCCUCUGGGGUCAGCUUUGGUCACUUGGCUGUGUGCGGUGUCCCCUGCCUGCUGUGAAGGGAUGACCAACUGACAAAUGAUGUUCUUUGUCUCCCUGGCAAAGGAGCUGUCCAGUAGCGUUGAGUAUCACCCUGUUUUGGAGUCUGACAGAUAACCAUUGUAACUGGCCCUACUUCAUAUUUGCCCCACUAGUUAGCUUUUUUGAGGCAGUGUCCUUUCUAGAAUUGAAAAUGCCCUAAAUCCAAAUUGCUCUAAUAUUGAGUAAACGGCGGUUCUGUUCUUUGUAGUUCCAGAGCUAACUUAGUGACACACAGGCCUGUUUUAAGCUGCUGCAUGGUGUGUCCAGCAUGUCUUGGCUGGAACACUUGGGGCUGUUGCUCAGUUUCACCUGGGGUGUAUUCUCACUGCAGUGGCUAACCAGAUUCCCUAAGUUAGCAUUCUUAGAAGGAAUUGUUGCCAGUGUCUGGAGCUGAGUAGGUGCAGAGAGAAGAAUGAGUGCCUAUCACCGAGGUCCCAAUGUGUGAUGCUUCUAAGGCUGAACAGUCACCAGUCCAGUGUUGCUGAGAGCAGCAGCCCCUGUGUGUACCUGGAAGGGAAGUGCAGGGAGGAUGGGUAUGCUUCCUGCAGCUUCCUUGAUUCUAAGGAAUUCUAGAACCAUUGCACUAGAAAGGGACUCAGUGUUUUUCUUUGGGUAAAUACGCUCUCUGUAUAGUGCAGCUUAUGAUGUUAAAGACCAAACACUUAAUGGAGGGCCUCAUGGUGACCCUUGCCGUGGAGGCCAUUAAAGAGGGGUCAGGCACCCAUCAGCCUGAGGUUUUCCUGUCUCUUCUACACAGCAGCAGUCGUGCUCAAUGUGGAGGCUCCGGAGAGUCCCGGGUCAGCCUCUGAGGCCUUGCAGGUGCAGCAGGGGUGUGUGGGGUGAGGGUUGAGAGCCUGCGUGGCCAGAACCCAUCUCGGUCCCAAGGAAGAGUGGAAAUGGGCUUACGUGGUUGGUGGCUUAACCUCGGAGAAGUCUGCCACCAGGGAUGAAGACCCACUGCACAGAUAGGGAGCUUUGAGUGUGAUUUAUGUCAUUUGACACAUCAGACCUAGAGAUAAAUUGAGAAGAUUUCAUCGUGUAAGAGGAGGGUACUUGAGAUGGGCUUCUAAUUUUUCUCCUCUCAGCUAUGUGAAAAAUGACUUGCCCUGGGUUCAAUUAGUAAAUUUAAAGUAUCUUCAAAGUUAAAUGUUUUCUUCAAAACCACAGUGGUCUUCACGAUAAAAUGAGCUUGUGAAUCUUUGCUCCAGGAAAUGUUUUGAUCAUGUGAAUGCUCUUCCAGCCAAAUGUCUGUGCUCACUGUGCCCCUGGAGGCCACAGGUUUCUCUAAUGUGUCACCAUUAACUUCACCAGGCAGAGCUGAGUCCCAUGGGAAAAUGGCUUUUGCCAGGCAAAGAAUAAUUAUCUGUAUCCUUUACUUUUUUCAAAUGGAAUAAAAUAAUUUCUUCUGUGAAGGAAAA
This is a messenger RNA of Lynx canadensis (Canada lynx), 2822 nucleotides long. RefSeq names its product LysM domain containing 4 (gene LYSMD4). The coding region runs from base 70 to 963 and encodes 297 amino acids. The record is from RefSeq and is a predicted model, not a curated record. The transcript is spliced from 3 exons. NCBI's taxonomy places the organism in Eukaryota, Metazoa, Chordata, Mammalia, Carnivora, Felidae.